AUAGCACUCGCGUUAUCGAUGACAGUCGCAGAAUCUAACAACUUACCAUAUUUACUUUAAUUUGGCUAAAAUUUUGCGAUGAUACUGCCAGCGGAUCGCCUGGAGCAAUACAAUACCAGUUUGGAGCAGCAGCUGAAGCAUUUGGCCACCACCAUAAGGAGUUACUUAAGCCUGAAAUCUGCGACGACGCCUGAAUUGUCGAAUGAAGCGAAUCGGUUGUGGGAGUUGGGCCAACGAUAUCGACUGGUCAAGGGUUCCAACCAAGCUGCCACAGUUGCGCUACUUUCGGUGUGCCAGGAUGUUUACCGAAUCCUGCAGGACAGCAUAUCGAAGCUGGUUUACGAGCUAGUGCAGAUAUCCGCCCAAGUAACAGACUUCGAGAUUGAGUGCCUGCAUCUGAAUCACGAGCAAAACCAAACCAAAACACCUGCGACAUUGACCGAAUUCAGGAAUUUCCUUGAGGAAUCGCUGAAACUGCUUCAGAAUCAGGUCAAAUAUCUACAGCUACAUCUUAGCCAGCUGCAACCCAAGUUCUCCGCACCCGAAUCCUCUUUGGAGGCCUUCAAAUCCGACCUUCACCUGCCGGAGCCUGCAGAAGCACGUAUUACCCUCGGAUUGGCCAAAAUCGAAAGGCUGUCCAGUUUUCCGCUGACUUUGUAGUGGGAAAAGCAAAUUUUCCUUUGCUAUUCAGGCUGAAUGCUGAAAGAAUAUAGAAAUGUGCAUCUCAGUGGUUCUAAACCAUAAUUUCCUAUAAAAUAUUGUAUAUAAACUAA
Molecule: messenger RNA, 773 nt
Organism: Drosophila santomea
Lineage: Eukaryota; Metazoa; Arthropoda; Insecta; Diptera; Drosophilidae
Exons: 3
Coding region: 79-660 (193 amino acids)
Source: RefSeq, a predicted model, not a curated record